Schistosoma spindalis is the source of this 225-nucleotide messenger RNA. The record is from the annotation of a GenBank genome assembly. NCBI's taxonomy places the organism in Eukaryota, Metazoa, Platyhelminthes, Trematoda, Strigeidida, Schistosomatidae.
AUGUCGGAAGAUAUUGAAGUAACACAUGAGGACCAACAAAGGAUAAACAGCUUUGCAACGUGGAACUUAAAAUUUAAAGAUUUUACAUCAGAUUACGACCAGAAAAAAAAGGAGCUGGCAAAUCUUAAUGAUGCUGAGGACGAAUUAGUUGUUGCCGAAGAGAGCUUACACCCGUAUCCUCUUAACGUCCGUUAUAUUUUUGAUUUUAUCCCUGUAUGUACAUAA